Messenger RNA from Phymastichus coffea, 1281 nucleotides. RefSeq names its product odorant receptor 13a-like. The transcript has 7 exons. The record is from RefSeq and is a predicted model, not a curated record. The coding region runs from base 49 to 1245 and encodes 398 amino acids. Gene Ontology annotation, biological process: detection of chemical stimulus involved in sensory perception of smell; sensory perception of smell. NCBI's taxonomy places the organism in Eukaryota, Metazoa, Arthropoda, Insecta, Hymenoptera, Eulophidae. Gene Ontology annotation, cellular component: plasma membrane. Gene Ontology annotation, molecular function: olfactory receptor activity; odorant binding.
GCUGCCGUCAUCGGGAAUUUUUAAAAGACGACGCGACUUAGUUUCACCAUGGAUAUGAAAACGGACACACAGAUAAUGCACAAGUUUGACGAGUGCAUGUUCCUAAACAGACUGGGCAUGGUUGUGCUGGGGAUCUGGCCAUUGGACGGACGAGCUCCGCGAUUACGAAUCGCAACAUCGAAAAUUAGAUUGGGCAUCGUAUACUUCUUUAUGAUGGUUUUGCUCUGUGUACAGUGGUUUGACAUGUACUCUCUGUGGGGUAACGUUGAAGCAAAUACCGAGACUUUCCUCUCGAACGCUUUUACUUUUGCGGUCAUGAUGAAACUCUCGAGUUAUGUCAAGUACGAGGAUACGUUCAGGGACAUUAUGCAAUCCAUGCGAGCGAACUGGCGGAGGGUAAUGAAUGAGGCUGAGCCGCACAACAAGGAUAUCAUGUAUAAUGCAACUGUGACUGCGCGAAGCCGAAGUAAUAAAUAUUUCCUGGUGACGGGAGCCACUGCGGUACUUUACAUCACCAUGCCGUUCCUGAGGGACAGUUCUUUUCGAGAUCGCAAGUAUCCAUUUUUUGGGAAGUACUAUUUCGAUCGAGAUUCCGACGUCGUCUACUUAGUGUGCUACAUGAGUCAGAUAUUGACGGGUUCAAUCAUUGGUUUGGCGACCCACGUAACCGACACCACUUUCCUCAUAUGCACGUAUCACUUCUGUGCGCAGCUGCAGAUUCUCCAUAAUGAUUUUAUGGAUCUUGAUUACGACGAUCAUUUAGUUGGGCGCAGCUACCUGAUUAGCCUUAUCAAAAGGCAUCAGGCAGAAAUCAGGAGCGCCGAAGCGUUGCAGUCAAUGUUCAGCCAAUCAAGCCUGCAACAGAUUUUGUUGAGCUGCCUAAUGAUCUGCGUUAACGGUUUCAAGCUGAUUGUCUCACUGAGUAAUCAAGAUGCCGACGUUGUAAUGUAUUUGGUGUGCUUAGUUCUUACCCUUCUACAAAUACUUUGUUACUGCGAGCCGGGCAACGAAUUAAUUGUUCAGAGCCAAUCACUCGACGAGGCGAUAUAUCAGUCCGCAUGGAUAAAAAUGGAUAAAAAUUCAAUUAAAAAUCUCAGCUUCAUUAUUCAAAGAAGCCAAAAACCAGUUGCCAUCACUGCUGGUUCAAUCUAUGAACUCUCGCUGCAGAAUUUCAUGCAGAUAGUAAAAGCAUCGAUGUCCGGUUUAUCAAUGCUCCAAGCAGUCUACCAUCGGAGAGACAAUUAAAAUUAUUUUUUUUAUAAUUUCAAAUCACUACAGUAA